Molecule: messenger RNA, 1547 nt
Organism: Melanotaenia boesemani (Boeseman's rainbowfish)
Lineage: Eukaryota; Metazoa; Chordata; Actinopteri; Atheriniformes; Melanotaeniidae
Product: proteinase-activated receptor 2-like
Exons: 4
Coding region: 132-938 (268 amino acids)
Biological process (GO): positive regulation of Rho protein signal transduction; phospholipase C-activating G protein-coupled receptor signaling pathway
Cellular component (GO): membrane
Molecular function (GO): G protein-coupled receptor activity
Source: RefSeq, a predicted model, not a curated record
GUGAGUUCAGACUUGGAGACGUCUUAUGAAGCAGAAUCAUUUCCUGCUUCUUCAUUUGCUCUGAAAAAGCUAAACUUCUACUGGAAGCCAUCCUGACACGAAACUUUAAGACUUUAGAAAACCAGGCAGAGAUGGACACAGACGACGCUCUUCGUGUGAUGGCUUGGUUCAACAUCAGCACCUGCUUUCCUUUGGCCCUAGUGGUUAUCUGCUGUUUGUGUUAUAAGGCACGAAGGGAUCACGUUCCUGUCUACUACAUAAACCUCAUCAUCUCCGAUCUAAUCCAGCUCAGCACCAUGAUUGUUUGGGUGACGAAGAAAAAUCAUGAUAUGGUCCAAUAUUCAUGUGUUGUUGUCUACAUCUUUAGUGUGAUGACCAGUCUUGGUUUCAGGAUGUGCAUUGCUCUGGAGAGGUAUUUUGUUAUCGUCUGCCCACAGUUACCCUGCAUCAGACAAAUAAAAGGUUCUGUGUGGGUGUGUGUCGCAGUCUGGGGGAUUUUUCUUGUCACAGUCCCUCUUCCUGUAUACUUUGAACAGGAUUUAUUUGUGUAUACUUUGGCCAUCCUCCCUGCCCCCGUCUUCAUCAUCUGUCUAGCUGGGACCCUCAAAUCUGUGCUGCAGACUCCACCUGCAGCCGCCUCAGUGCCUGCUGAGGAAAAACGAAGAAUUCUAGGAAUUCUGGUCCUGCUGUUGCUUAGUUACAUUCUGACGAUUCUCCCAGCUGCCAUCAUGAGUAUAAUAAGAGUUACAUCACAUUAUUUUUAUUAUAAUAAAAUCAUAGUGAUGAUUUCUUUCAUCUUGAUUCUGCUCAGUCCUUUUCUGGACCUGAUUCUGUUUGUAUUUCUGUACAAAGGGCCCAUUGACAAGCUGCUGAUGCGUCUGUGCUGCUGCAGGAUGCAGGAUGCUGCAGCUGGAGAUGGCAGCACACCAUCAGUGUGAAUGGUGGGAACUAAAAACAGUUAACAGCUAAGAUAAAGAGGGCCGAAGAAACUAAUGAAAGAGAAUCUGUUAAGUUUUGAGUUAUUUAGUCCUUGAGGGAGAAAAUUAUUCCAUGAUAUGAAACAGAAAUUGAGACCUUUUUAGUUUGACAAGUAUUCUUAAGCUAAAUGUGAGGUAAUCUAUUUAACAGCUAAAGUUUGGCUGAAACUGCUUCAUGCAACAAGACAACGAUCCCAAACACAGCAAAGCUGCAGUAAUUUUAAUUAAAAGUUUGUGGGCGUAAACCUGCCUGAGCCAUCUCUGCCUCUCGGUUUGGCUAUCUAAAUCUAAAAGUGAGAACAUGUUUUGCCAUUUCCUUCAUAAAAUGUUAUUUUUAAAGCUCACAAACCUCAACCUGUAACAGAAACAGUGAGUCAUGGGGUGGUCUUAGGCUGAGAAUAAACUUGCUGUUUAACGUUUACGUUUGCAACCGCCUGCAUUUUGAAUUGUUUACAUACCUGCUCGUGUACUAUGCUUCUUCAGCUGGUUGACUUUCUGUUGGUCUUCUUUUGUGUAAUUGUUUUUUAAUUUUGUCAUUUUGCUGAAAAUGAAAUAAAGAGAAACCCAAAG